UCAUGCACAGAACCACUGAAAGCACAGACGCAUCCUCGGGAGCGUCACGUAACCAUAGAAACAGACAUAACUGGUGCUGCUGACGCUGCAAAACCUCCGCCCCCCUGGCAAACACCACAAUAAACACUCCGGUUUGUUAGGACGUAAUUUGCAUAAAAUGUUUGCAUGGAUUUAUUAACCUCUUUAUGUCGGGCAUUGGUCUGCAAAAUGAACUUAAGGAGCAAGCACUUGUCGUUCUGGGAGCAGACAAUAAUGAACAGAUGGUCGCUUCAGUAGUCAGAUUAAGCACGCAAAGCCGUGACGGGACUGUGACUGUCAGGGAAAGAUGUUAAACGAGUUUCAGUGCUUUGAAUUUACCUGGAGAUCUGUAUGAAAAAGCCGCAGGGACAAACUAAAAUACUUCCGGUCUGAAGUGGAACUUGGUAAAACUCCUACGUGCCUGCUUUACAGAUCAAAAGUGGCAGUUCAAAGAUCCAGCAAAGCUCCUGACUGAACAAAGACAUCAAGCGGAUAAAUAAAGAACCAGUCGAGCCAAGACAAACAUGAGAAACCCAAAGCUAGCUAUCAUUGUCUUCCUGCUCAGCUGUGUAAUAUAUGGCCCUGUGUACAGCCAGGUAACCUGCCGCAGAGCCACGUCUCGUGAAUGGCACACUCAGCCAAAGAACAUCAGCGUGAGGUGGACCCUCAUGGAGAACACCUGCAGCAGUUUGACCCAGUGCUGGAGCAGCUUUGCAGAAACAAAUGGACACUUCUGGACAACUGGGUCAUAUCACUUUCCUCAACUUUGCCCUUUGGAACUUCAACUUGGAGACCUCUUGUUUGUUUCUGCCGACGGAACGCUUGAACAAUACGGUGUCCAACUAAUCAAGGUUUCUAAAGAGGAGUUUGAUAAGUGCUCGAUUUUAGAGCCCCGAAAGGAGCAGUUGGUAUUUGCCAGCAGUAUAAAUGGUACUUUGCAAGUGGAAUCAAAGUGGCUGAUGUCUGGUUUGAAUUACUUUACGGUCAUUAAUAGAGGGAGUAGUCAUCUGUGCAGGUUUGGCCUACGCAUUGCAGUUCUGGUCAAGCCUCAGCUUUGCCAGAGCUCACCCCUCCUUCGGCUGUGUUCGGGAAAAGGAGAAUGCAGAACUACGCUUAAAGAUGAUUCAUUUACCUGUCGGUGUCACAAACACUUUUCAGGACGUUACUGCGAGAACGUUGACGGAUGCUAUGAGCAGCCAUGCUUAAAUGGAGGCACCUGCCUGAGUGAGGGAAGUGCCUACACAGAUCUUCCACCGUACACAUGUCUUUGUCCUGCUCCAUUCACAGGUGUCAACUGCUCUGAAAUCAUUGGAAAUCAAAACUGCAGCAAAGGGUGCAAAGAAGGAGCUUGCAUAAAAGUCUCAUCAACUUCUUACAGAUGUGAAUGUUUCACCGGAUAUACAGGUACUUACUGUGAGAGGAAGAGGCUGUUCUGCGACUCAAACCCGUGCCGGAAUGAUGGUCGGUGUGAGGAGACUGCUAAUGGAUAUGUUUGCACAUGCCCAGGGGGUUUCACAGGCCUCAACUGUGAGACCACCGCUGAGGCUGACAGCUACUGCAAGUCUAGCGGAUGUCAACUGGACGAAGCCUGUGCCACGGACAAACUUAAUUCCACAUGCAUUUGUGUAGACCCAGAAUGCUUGGAGCAAGCGGAGGUGUGUGGCACUUUGCCUUGUCUCAACGGUGGCAUCUGUGUAGUUCCAAAUGGCCAGUAUCAUUGCAGAUGCCGGCAAGGUUUUUCUGGGAAGAACUGUGAAGAAAUAAUUGACUUCUGCAAGCUGCUCAAUAUUAACUGCCUGAAUGAGGGACUGUGUCUCAACCGAGUUGGAGGAUAUAAUUGUCUCUGUGCACCAGGAUGGACGGGGGAGUUUUGUCAGUACUUGGAGAACGCAUGCUUAGCCUAUCCAAACAGAUGCUUGAACGGAGCUACUUGCAUCAGUAUGAGUCAGACGACUGCACCCCCGCAUUAUAUGUGCACCUGUCUCCCUGGAUACACAGGACCCUACUGUGAAGCUGAAGUAAAUGAGUGCGAUUCCAGUCCCUGCCAGCACCAAGGAACAUGCACUGACUUUGUUGGAUACUACAAAUGCACCUGUCCUUCAGGAUACACUGGGAUUGACUGUGAGAUUGACAUAAAUUCCUGUUGGCUUCCCAACGCCACCUGUCCUCCUGGAACACUCUGUGUGGAUUUGCCGGGUGACCAGCUCUUUAAAUGUCAUACUCCAUGCCCUCACUAUCUACAGCCGUGUGCCAAUGGAGGACAUUGUGUCCUUCACAACAUCACCAGUUACAGUUGUGUUUGUGCACCUGGGUGGACUGGAGCGACCUGCUUGGUCAACAUAAAUGAGUGUGUCCAGCACAGGUGUCAGAACAGAGCCACCUGCGUGGAUGAGGUUGGCGGAUACAGUUGCCUUUGCGGUCACGGAUACACCGGAGUCCACUGCGAACUUGACUUCUGCUCUGGACAUCAGUGUUCAGAACACGCCGUCUGUGUGGACCAACAGCACAACUACACCUGUCGCUGCAUGCUGGGAUAUGAGGGAACGCUCUGUGAGCUUGAGACAGAUGAAUGCAAAAGUGCGCCGUGCACCAAUAAUGCCACUUGCAUUGAUUUGGUGGCAGGAUACCAAUGCCUGUGUGCACCAGGAUUUAAGGGUCGAACGUGCUCUGAGAGUAUGAAUGAGUGCUGGUCCAGACCCUGCAAUAAUGGAGGCUCCUGCAUUGAUCUGGUCAAUGACUACAUUUGUAACUGUCCACUAGGAUUCACAGGACAUGACUGCUCCAUGCCGGCUACGGGCUGCACUUCCAACCCGUGCAACACAAAGGGCACUUCCAUGUGCGAAGAGCAGCAGGAUGGUUUUAAGUGCGUAUGUCACCAUGGCUAUACGGGCCUGUUUUGUGAAACGUCCAUCAAUCACUGCGUCGAGGGAUUGUGUCAUCACGGAUCAGAAUGCGUGGAUCUCACUAAAGGCUUCAUGUGUGAAUGUUUGCCUGGGUUACGAGGACGAUUGUGCGAGGUAAACAUUGAUGACUGUCUGGAUAAGCCCUGUGGUGCACUCAGUAUCUGUAAAGAUGGUAUCAAUGCCUAUGACUGUUUUUGUGCACCUGGGUUCGUCGGUAAUAACUGUGAGAUUGAAGUAAAUGAGUGUCUUAGUCAACCCUGUCAGAAUGGAGCGUCCUGCUCAGAUGAGCUUAACUCCUUCAGCUGUCUCUGCCUUGCCGGCACUACAGGCAGUUUAUGUGAAAUAAACAUAGAUGAAUGCCAGUCAUCACCAUGCAUGAAUAAUGGCACGUGUUUGGACCUCUCAGACGGAUUUAAAUGCAUUUGCCCUUCAGGUUUCUCUGGUCCAGAGUGCUCGAUGGACAUCAAUGAGUGUGUCUCAUAUCCCUGUAAGAAUGGAGGCUCUUGCAUUGACCAACCGGGUAAUUACUACUGCCGAUGCCUGGCUCCAUUUAAAGGCCUGAACUGCGAGUUGCUGCCCUGCGAGGCUGUUAAUCCGUGCGAUAACGGGGCAGAGUGUGUGGAGGAGGCUGAUCUCGUCCUCUUCCCUCUGGGCUUCCAGUGCCGAUGUCGCAAGGGUUUUACAGGUCCCCGCUGUGAAGUCAACAUCGACGAGUGCAGCUCCAACCCCUGUCUGAACGGCUUCUGCUAUGACGCUGUUGAUGGCUUUUACUGCUUGUGUAACCCUGGUUACGCUGGAGUGAGAUGUGAGCAGCACAUCAAUGACUGCGCUAGCAACAUGUGUGAAAACAACUCCACUUGUGUGGACCUCCAUCUGAGUUACAACUGCCUCUGUCUACCCGGAUGGGAGGGGGAGUACUGUCAAAGGGAGACCAAUGAAUGUUUAUCAAACCCCUGUAAAAAUAACGCCACCUGCACAGACCUCCUCAAUGCUUACAGGUGUGUGUGUCCUCAAGGAUGGACAGGCCUGGACUGUGAUGAGGAUGUGAAGGAAUGUUCUUCCUCGCCCUGCCUGAACGGGGCACAUUGUGUGGAGUCUGAUACCCCAGGGGAGUUUUCCUGCACCUGCCCGCCCUUCUUCACCGGGCCCCUCUGUGAACAGCCCUAUGACCCUUGUGAGCUGCAGCGUAACCCCUGCCUGCACAACUCCACCUGCCGUGCCCAGUCAGACGGAACCGCCCUCUGUGUUUGCCCAGUCGGGUUUGAGGGAACUCGCUGUGAAAUUGAUAGCGAUGACUGUGUCUCAAGACCUUGUCAGAACCGCGGCAUUUGUGUGGAUGGGGUCAACAGCUACAGGUCUUUUUACCUUUAAUUUCUCAUUUUAGUUCUCUGUUGUGUUUGUUUGUUA
Molecule: messenger RNA, 4328 nt
Organism: Danio rerio (zebrafish)
Lineage: Eukaryota; Metazoa; Chordata; Actinopteri; Cypriniformes; Danionidae
Source: RefSeq, a predicted model, not a curated record